Oldenlandia corymbosa var. corymbosa is the source of this 1820-nucleotide messenger RNA. The record is from the annotation of a GenBank genome assembly. Lineage: Eukaryota; Viridiplantae; Streptophyta; Magnoliopsida; Gentianales; Rubiaceae.
UCCCAGUACACUUUUUUACAUUUUCGAUACACCUUUUUACAUUCUCAAUACAAAAAACACCUAAAAACACACACUAAAAAAACGAAACAAACAUAAAUUUUUUUUUACCCCUUUAAUCCAAAGAAUAAAGACUAUAUUAUUACAUCAAUUCAGAUGAAAUCGAAAUUCAGAAAAUAAAAGAAAAAACAGAAAUAAUUUACCUCGUAUUUACGCUAAUUCUCUCACGGAAAAUAGAGAGAAAUCGCAGGUGUAGUAGACAUACUUAAUCACGCUUUCGAUUAACGAUAUUCUAACCUGAGGAGCUUUAUGCUUAGUUCCUGUUUGAGCCGUCUCCGAUCAGGGCAAAAUUUAGAGCACCGUUCACGGCAUCGCCCUAAAAUCAGGAUGGUGGCCGAUCAUCAGUUUACCAGACUGGAUACCCUGGAGCUAAAAGAUUUGAUCUGCCGCAAUAUUGGGCAGCAAAGAGCUAAAAAGUAUUUGAAUCAGCUGAAAAGCUUUUUCGAUCUGCAGAUUAGCAAGAUUGAGUUUAAUAAAAUUUGCGCUAGAACAAUUGGGAGAGAAAAUAUUGCGCUUCACAAUCAGCUGAUUAAUUUCAUCAUGAUGAAUGCCUGUCUUGCAAACAUUCCUCCCCCAAAAGUUGGGAAAGUUGAUGGUUCUCUUAUGAUUAAAGUUUGCAAUCAGGGUAGUUGCCUGCAGUCUCUCCAAGGUGAUGCACUCAUCCAAUCACCUCGCAAGUGUAGAUCUCCAAGAGUACGAAAAUCGCGUGACUGCUCAAGUCCUGUUGGACCUCUUGGUAAGAGCCCUAGUUUUAUCACCGGCAAAGAAGGAGCCCUGAGAAUACAAGAGCAGCAAAGUGCCACAGAAUUGCGCUCCCUGGGUAGCCGGCCUCCAGUUGAAGUUGCAUCUGUAGAAGAGGGGGAAGAAGUUGAGCAGCUUGCUGGAAGCCCAGGCAUUCAAAGUAGGAGCCCUGUUACAGCUCCAUAUGGUAUUUCCAUAAAGAUUGGUGGAGGUCGCAAGGCGCUUCGUAUAGGUAAUGCAUUUACAGAUCAUAACUUCCCCAGAACGUGCCACAGUACCGGCAUUUUACCUGAUUCAAGAUCUUUGAGGAGUCUUUUGGAGAAAAAGUUGGAGCAGGAGGGAGUUGGUAUCUCAUUAGACUGUGCCAACCUGUUAAAUAAUGGAUUGGAUGAGUAUCUAAAGAGGUUAAUAGAGCCUUGUAUGGGAUUAGCAGGAACAUAUUAUCCUAAAGUUCAUACCAGAAAUCCGUGCAAUCUGGUCAUCCCUGGAUCAAAAGGAAUGUUGUUACCUGCAUAUUCACAGAGGCGGCCAGCAGAAACAUACGCCAGCAUGCUUGACUUUCGGGUGGCAAUGGAGUUAAAUCCUAGUAUACUUGGUGAAGAUUGGCCUUUACAACUUGAGAAGAUACGUACUGACAGUUGCUUGUGACAAAUGGAGGAUUUAGAUUCUCUGAUGCCGUAUACAGAAUCGUUUUCAACAUCGAGAUAAAGCAGUGAAUAUUCUAGGGAGUUUGGAUAAUCUGAUGUGGAUGUAGUUAGAUUUGUUAGUAGGUUGUGUGAUUAGAGAGGGAAUUAGGGAUGUUAGUAUCUGUCAAUUGUGUAGUGCAGGGAGCACCUUUCGUUUUACAUUACUUCCGCAGCCCCAAAAUGAUUGUUUUAUUUAGUAUUUGUACUGUUUUUAGUGCAAUGAAUAGAAUAAUCAUUUUGGUGUCAUAAUAAACGAUGAUUCACACCUCCCACAGACCCCCCCAGUAAAAAUUUGAGUAGGUGGAGAAAAUUAUUGAUUGGAUAAAAUAAGCAUGC